Molecule: messenger RNA, 5309 nt
Organism: Hemibagrus wyckioides
Lineage: Eukaryota; Metazoa; Chordata; Actinopteri; Siluriformes; Bagridae
Product: anoctamin-1
Exons: 26
Coding region: 159-2963 (934 amino acids)
Biological process (GO): chloride transmembrane transport
Cellular component (GO): plasma membrane
Molecular function (GO): chloride channel activity; protein dimerization activity
Source: RefSeq, a predicted model, not a curated record
CUUGAAUAUCACAGGUGGUAGAUGUUUGGGGAUUUACCUUGUGCCCUUCACAACAAGACUGAAAUUUCUGAGGAGAGGGUUGUCCUUCCACAGGGAGAUGAAAAGGGGACAAUGUGUUGAUUCCUGUGAAGGCAAGCAGGUGAUGCUCUCAGGCUGUCAUGAUGAAGACAGAACGAUACUCCACUGUCCCCAACAAAGACACACAUGUUGACAUUAUCAACAUCAAAGGCAUCGAAGACAUUGGCUACAUGCAGCAGGACAUUAUUCUGCUAAAUUCUCUGACUCCAGAUGACAGCUCGCGCUGUCGUUCCGGUCUGUAUUUCCUUGAUGGAGAGCGGCGCGUGGAUUACGUCCUCACCUACCAGAUUAAAAAGCCAGGUAGCUCGCGCCGCCACUCGUCCCGGUUCACCGACAACGCGCUCACACGCAGCCUGCGUCGGGCACGCGACCCUGAACCAGGCGUCACCGACCACCAUGACGACGACAAGCGGUUCCGGCGCGAGGAGUUCGAGACCAACCUGCGCGAGAUGGGGCUCGAGUUGGAGAGGGACGAGGACACUAAAACCCCUGGUGUGGGCUUUGUGAAGAUUCAUGCUCCGUGGCACGUUCUUUGCCGAGAGGCGGAGUUCAUGAAGCUCAAGAUGCCAACAAAAAAAGUGUAUGAGGUGAAGAAAAGUGGAAGCUUCAUGGAGAAAAUCAACACGUUCAUUUAUAAAGUGACGGAUCCUCUGCACCCGAACGUGGAAGAGAACCGGAUAGAGAAAGUGAAGCGCCUCUCAUACCCGUUCUCCAGAGAGAAACAGCACCUGUUUGAUAUGUUGGACAGGGAUUCGUUUUUUGACAGCAAGACAAGAAGUUCAAUAGUAUUUGAGGUUUUGAAAAGGACAAAAUGCACAAAGUCGAAGUUCAGUAUGGGAAUAACAAGUCUAUUGGGCAGCGGUGCAUAUCUGGCUGCAUAUCCACUGCACGAUGGUGAUAUAGAUGGAGAAAAUGCACAACCAAAUGACAGGAAACUGCUGUAUGAGGAAUGGGCAAGUUACAGUGUUUUUUAUAAAUAUCAACCCAUUGGCCUGAUCAGAAAGUACUUUGGGGAAAAGAUUGGUCUGUACUUUGCCUGGCUGGGAGUUUACACUCAAAUGCUGAUUCCUGCAUCUCUGGUGGGAGUGUUUGUGUUUCUCUAUGGCUGUGUUACCGUCGAUGACGACAUCCCCAGUAUGGAGAUCUGUGAUGGCAGGAGAAACAUCACCAUGUGUCCUCUAUGUGAUGGAGUUUGUGGUUUCUGGAAUCUGAGCACAGCGUGUGGAACAGCGAGAGCUAGUCACCUGUUUGACAAUCCAGCUACUGUCUUCUUCUCCAUCUUCAUGGCCCUGUGGGCGGCAUUCUUCAUGGAGCAUUGGAAGCGGAGGCAGAUGCGUUUGAACUAUGAAUGGGACCUGACAGGAUUUGAGGAGGAGGAGGAAGCACAGAAGGAUCACCCGAGAGCCGAGUAUGAGUUCAGAGUUGUGCAGAAAUCCCUCAAGAAAGAACAGAACAAGUCCAAAAAGACAGAGAAAGAGAAGCUGACGUGUAAAGACAGGUGUCCUGCUUAUAUGACAAAUAUAGUGAUGAUGCUUUUAAUGAUUGGCGUGACAUUUGCUAUCGUCUUUGGUGUGAUUUUGUACCGGAUUUCCACCACAUGGGCACUGCACAUGAGCUCAAACCCAACAACACGCUCCAAUGUCCGUCUCACUGUUAAAGCCACAGCAGCCAUCAUCAAUCUAGUGGUCAUCCUCAUCCUGGAUGAGGUGUAUGGUGCCGUAGCACACUGGCUAACGACACUCGAGGUGCCAAAAACUGACAAGAGCUUUGAGGAACGACUGAUCUUCAAAACGUUCAUCCUAAAGUUUUUUAAUGCAUUUACUCCAAUUAUAUACAUCGCCUUCUUCAGAGGGAGGCUUGUUGGUCGUCCUGGCAGCUACAUUUAUGUCUUUCAGUCCUACCGCAUGGAGGAGUGUGCGCAUGGUGGUUGUCUGAUGGAGCUCUGCAUUCAGCUUAGUAUUACCAUGUUGGGAAAACAACUAAUACAAAACAACCUGUUUGAGAUCGGCAUUCCUAAACUGAAGAAGCUGAUUCGCUACAUUAAGUCAAAACGCAGUGCGUUUCAGGAGGAGGAGCGAGAAAAAAUUCUGCAGCGAUAUGAGACCGACUUUUUCCUUGAACCAUUUUCAGGCCUCACGCCAGAGUACAUGGAGAUGAUUAUCCAGUUUGGUUUCGUGACGCUGUUUGUGGCAUCAUUUCCAUUGGCACCACUUUUUGCUCUGCUCAACAACAUUAUUGAAAUACGUCUUGAUGCUAAAAAGUUUGUAGCAGAGCUCCGGAGGCCCGUGGCAGCGCGAGCAAAAGACAUUGGUAUCUGGUACAACAUUCUCCGAGGUGUGGCAAAAAUUGCAGUUAUUGUCAAUGCCUUUGUCAUCUCCUUCACCUCUGACUUCAUCCCCCGCUUGGUGUAUCAGUACAUGUACAGUACUGAUGGCUCCAUGCACGGCUUCGUUAAUCACACGCUCUCACACUUUAACGUCAGUCACUUCCAGAAUGACACAGGGCCUGUCGACUCGCUCUAUGCCGGCUUUCAGGUGGAAAUCUGCAGGUAUAAAGACUACAGAGAACCUCCAUGGUCGUUGACUCCGUAUCAGGUCUCUAAAGAAUUUUGGGUUGUUUUAGCUGCCAGACUCGCCUUCGUCAUCGUCUUUCAGAACGUGGUGAUGCUGAUGAGCGACAUUGUGGACUGGAUCAUACCAGACAUCCCUAAAGACAUCAGCAUUCAGAUCCAUAAAGAAAAGAUCCUGAUGGUGGAUCUGUUCAUGAAGGAGGAGAAGGGGAAGAACCUGACCACUGGAGAUGACAAAUCUAAUGAAAACAAUUUGAAACACAGUCCCGUCCUUCACCCAAGACCGCUAACACACACUCAGAGCAACUGUUACUAGGGUGUGUGUGUGUGUGUGUCUCUUUAUCAUGACAUUCCACAAAUUACACAUUAAACUUUCGUUGAUCUUUGGAGGAUUUUGUUGUUUAUAAAUAACUAAAUUACAUUAAUGAAUGGAAUAUCCAAGCAACUAAAUCACAUUUAAUCAAAAGAACUAUGUGGCUUUCCUGUUAAUUAGAGAAAUUAAUUGAUAAUUGGUAAUAACUUUUUUUUUUUGCCACAAGACAGAGACGUUAAUUUUUGUUUAAAAGUGCCCUUGUCCAUUUCCCCUUGGUUGAAGCCACUUGUUGGUCAUCUAAAGGGUCAUUGAGGGUUUUUGAUUAGGGUUCAAGGUGACAGUUUAGGAGCUGUACCACAGAAACAUCCUUAUAAUUCAAUCAUUUAUCAUCAGUCAGCUUUAUCCUGAGCAGGGUUUUGGUUCGAUAUGGGAAGAAAUUGAUCUUGAGACUAAAAUUAAAAGUUGAGAAAGGAAAUUAUAGAAGUAUAUCAUGUUCUAAUAUAGGAAUCAGAACCUCUCAUUCUUUGUAAACAACCACUAAGGUUGACAUAAACCUCAUUUAAGUUACAUUUGCUUUUAUUUUGCAGAUAUGACAACAAAAGGUUGUCAUGGUUACUAAAGAGAUAAGAGUUCAGGGAUGUUUCUGGAUGUUCCUGUCGUACAGCUCAAACUUAUCCCCCAAAGGAGUGAACAUAAGCAAUAAAAUAGUUCUUAUUUCACACGAUGCUACUCUACUCGGCUAGUGAGUUAGCCAUGUCAGCAAGGGCAAGUUGAAUACGUAAAAACAAGGUGGGUUAUAUGGAAGACCAAUACUCUUGGACUAAGAUACAACUUUCAGACACUAUUUUAAAACAGAAUCAUUAAAAAUUGAAAUAUUUAUGUCAAUCUUAUCAAAACAAAAUCCUCACUCCAGGUUGAAUUCAAGCCAGACAGUCCGUCACCACUGUGGACCAUGAAACUCAUUUCUCUGUUUAUUUCUAUAUAAUCAGAGAUUUUUCUAUUUAACCACACAGCUGUUCAUAUCUGCUUCAUAAACACAUGGGAGCUUUUAAUGUUGAGAUUUUUAAUUUAAUGGAGCUUCUGCUUGGCAACUUCACACAGGUUUAUUUUCUGUUUAUCGACUUUUAAUUGGAUGCUUUUCUCAGAGGAAUUUUAUUUACUAAACUGAAUGGACUGAACACAAACACAGCAACAAAUAAAAGUGAGGCGUGUUGAAUGUUUAGCUAAUAUAAUGAUCCAGAUGUGUAAUAAGUGGCAGCUGCAUGAGUUUCAAAUCAGAAACCGUGUUUAUUUUAAUACAUUUUUUCUAUAACAGAAUCUGAGACAGUAUACAAACAGCUGUUUCUUAUACAACAUGGAUCGUAUAUUCAGCUGAGAAUAAAAUGUCCACAAUGUCCCUUCAUCCAAACCAGAGAGACAAGUUUAUUGUUUGAAAAUUGCUUUUUAACUUUUACAGUGGGACAACAUUGUAUGAGAAUUGUGGAAAUCACACUUGUUUCAUAUAAAAAAACAACUCUGUAUUAAGUUAAAGAUGUACUUAUAUAUUCUACUAGACACUUCUAAAGUACAAAUCCACCAGUGUGGAUUUUGGCAACUAUUGUGGAUUUGUUUUAGGUCUAAAGCAUUUUAUUAUAAUUAUAAUUGUAUUCAAAAAGGUUGCUAAUUAUAGUUGAGUGUGACAUCAUGUUUUGCAACAACAAACAUUACUGUUAGCAUACAUAGUUUGUCGUGUAAUUGCCCUUACAAAAUGAUUACAGCAAAAUUGUUCGAGGUUUGUCCAAAUUAUUGUUUCUGAAAUCUUUGUCUUUGUAUUUGUGUGGAAUAAUUAUUCAUUAUUUAUUAAUAUCAUUGUUGCUGUUAUGGAAAGAAGGUUUUUAAGAAAAUCAUUAUUUUUUUUGUUUGUUUUUUGCUUUAAUUAUCAACACUUAACUUAGACAUUUGGCCAAACCUUGAAGGGACACUGUGGAUCUUCCAGUAGAUCUUUUAUGUUGUUAUCUUCACCCCUGUGCAAUUCAGUAAACUUACUUUUCAUCCACUUCAGCAAACUGCCUCAGGAGCUCCAGUAAGGAUCAGUAAGGAGUUAUUAUAAAGUUUAUUAUUAUUUCUUUUCUUUUCAAUCUUUUUUUAAGAAGUUUUAUGUUUACAUUUAUUUGUCUAUACUGGAUAUGAAGUAAUAAUAACAACAUUUAUUGCUCUGUUUGCCUUAUCUGAAAACUCAGUGUAUGUUAGGGCUCUUUUAUAGUACAGUACAUUUCAUAACAUCAUACUGCAAUGUAUUGAGAAUUAAUCUUGUAAUUAUAGAAAUCUAUUCUAGACAUACAAUAGAAGCAUUUGUAGAAAAAUAAAUAA